Molecule: messenger RNA, 958 nt
Organism: Lepisosteus oculatus (spotted gar)
Lineage: Eukaryota; Metazoa; Chordata; Actinopteri; Semionotiformes; Lepisosteidae
Source: RefSeq, a predicted model, not a curated record
UGGGAGACUCAAAGUGGACAGGAUUUGUUCAGAAAUGGAAGAGCUUGCAGAGCAUGGGAUUACCCUCCCUCCAAACAUGCAAGGCUUGACGGACGAGCAGAUCGAGGACCUGAAGCUGCGGGAUGAGUGGGCAGAGAAGUGUGUGCCUUGUGGAGGAGCCGAGUUAAAAAAGGAUGAGAUUGGAAGAAGGAAUGGCCAGGCUCCAAAUGAAAAAAUGAAACAAGUUUUAAAAAAAACAAUAGAGGAAGCUAAUGCAUUAAUUUCUAAGAAACAAGUUCAAGCCAAUGUAUGUGUAACUCUGGAGAUGAUAAAAGAUGCCCUUGAUCAACUCCGGGGUGCAGUUAUGAUAGUUUAUCCAAUGGGGCUUCCUCCACAUGACCCAAUCAGGAUGGAGUUUGAAGAUCAAGAAGACCUCUCAGGCACACAGGCAGCAUUGCAGGUGAUUCCUCCAGAAGAGUCGCAACUGUGGUGGGCAGCAAAGGAGUUGCAAAGGGGGAAAAAACUACAAGAAUAUGUGGGAAAAAAUGAGAAGACAAAAAUUGUGGUGAAGAUACAGAAGCGAGGACAAGGAGCUCCUGCUCGUGAGCCAGUGAUUAGUGCAGAGGAUCAGAAGCAGAUGAUGCUGCAUUACUACAAGCGUCAAGAGGACCUAAAGAAACUGGAAGAAGCUGAUGAUGAUUCACACCUUAACUCUGACUGGGCAGACAGACAAGCGCUGAAGAGGCAGUUUCAGGGUCUCGCCAAUAUCAGAUGGGCGCCCCGAUAAGUCAGAAAAUUACAGCUUAGUCACGCUUUCAUCGUAGUACCUCUGACAUUUGGAGUGAUUUUUCUUGAAUGCUUUGCAACUCUGUUAAUAUAGGUUUUUAUAUAACAUUUCCCAGCGAUCAACCUAAACUGUGAAUACCCCUUAUUUAUUUUUCCUGAGGUGCAUAGAAAUAAAACUUAUAUAUAAAAAUUA